AUGGGGAACUUAACUAAAGUGACAACAUUUUUCCUGACCAGGGUAUCAGACUAUCCACAGAUCUUAUAUACUCUAUUUUCUUUUUUCCUGAUCAUCUACUCAAUGACUGUUAUAUUAAACGUCCUCAUUAUUUUUUUGGCCAUGUGGGAUCCCAAGCUUCACACCCCAAUGUAUUUCUUUCUUGGAAACCUAGCAUUUUUGGAUAUAUCAUUUUCAUCAGUCACUGCACCAAGGAUGAUCUAUGACCUCAUCACCACCGGAAAUGUAAUAUCUUUCCCUGCUUGUAUGACCCAAGUUUUUUUCUUCAUUUAUUUUCCCACCUGUGAAAUAUUCCUGCUGGCAGCUAUGUCCUAUGACAGAUAUGUUGCCGUGUGUCACCCCUUGCACUACACUCAGAUCAUGUCUUGGAAAGUCUGUGCUCAGCUGGUAUCUGUAGUUUGGACUUUUAGCUUACUUUACUCCUUGAUACAUUCACUGUGUACCCUAAGGCUGACAUUCUGCAAUUACAACACUAUUCAUAAUUUUUUAUGCGACCUUCCCCAUUUGUUCCAGAUCUCGUGUACAGACACCUAUAUGAAUGUUCUAGUUAUACUUAUUCUAGGGGGAGGUCUUGGCAUUCUAGCCUUUUCUAUAACAUUCCUUCCAUAUAUGCGUAUUUUCCUCGCUCUCAUCAGAAUAAAGACAAACUAUGGAAAGCGGAAGGCUUUCUCCACCUGCACGUCUCACCUUGCCGUGGUCUUUUUAUUCUAUGGUUCCAUUGUCUUCAUCUAUUUCGUCCCCUCCACAAGUUAUAUGUUUACUGUAAACAAAGUGGUGUCUGUAAAUUACGCUAUAAUUAACCCUUUGCUAAAUCCUCUGAUCUACAGUGUGAGGAAUCAGGAUCUGAAGGCAGCACUUAGAAGGUUUUUGAGUUAUAGAUCAUUCUAA
Messenger RNA from Spea bombifrons (plains spadefoot toad), 927 nucleotides. RefSeq names its product olfactory receptor 1G1-like. Gene Ontology annotation, molecular function: olfactory receptor activity; G protein-coupled receptor activity. Gene Ontology annotation, biological process: G protein-coupled receptor signaling pathway. NCBI's taxonomy places the organism in Eukaryota, Metazoa, Chordata, Amphibia, Anura, Pelobatidae. The coding region runs from base 1 to 927 and encodes 308 amino acids. Gene Ontology annotation, cellular component: membrane. The record is from RefSeq and is a predicted model, not a curated record. The transcript has a single exon.